CUUGCCGGGAAACUGAGUCUUCCUGAUUCCGUGUGGCUGUCUCCAAGGAGGAAACGAACUACGCAUCCCAAGAUGCAUCGCGCAUAGGCAAUACGGUCCCGCUACUGGACCCAUUUCCUACCUGGGAAAUGGAGUCGAAGCUGACUCAAAAGGUAACGGCCCAAGUGUCCUUGAGACUUCAUUCCCCAGCAAGCUCAGCGUGUAACGUGCGCUAUGGAGCCGAAAGUCGCAGAGCUGAAGCAGAAGAUCGAGGACACGCUAUGUCCUUUUGGCUUCGAGGUUUACCCCUUCCAGGUGGCAUGGUACAAUGAACUCUUGCCUCCAGCCUUCCACCUACUGCUGCCAGGACCUACCCUGGCCUUCCUGGUACUCAGCACGCCUGCCAUGUUUGACCGGGCCCUCAAGCCCUUCUUGCAGAGCUGCCACCUCCGAAUGCUGACUGACCCAGUGGACCAGUGUGUGGCCUACCAUCUGGGCCGUGUUAGAGAGAGCCUCCCAGAGCUGCAGACAGAAAUCAUUGCUGACUACGAGGUGCACCCCAACCGACGCCCCAAGAUCCUGGCCCAGACAGCAGCCCAUGUGGCAGGGGCUGCUUACUACUACCAACGACAAGAUGUGGAGGCUGACCCAUGGGGGAACCAGCGCAUAUCAGGUGUGUGCAUACACCCCCGAUUUGGGGGCUGGUUUGCCAUCCGAGGGGUAGUGCUGCUGCCAGGGAUAGAGGUGCCAGAUCUGCCACCCAGAAAACCUCAUGACUGUGUACCUACAAGAGCUGACCGUAUCGCCCUACUCGAAGGCUUCAAUUUCCACUGGCGUGAUUGGACUUACCGGGAUGCUGUGACACCCCAGGAGCGCUACUCAGAAGAGCAGAAGGCCUACUUCUCCACUCCACCUGCCCAACGAUUGGCCCUAUUGGGCUUGGCUCAGCCCUCAGAGAAGCCUAGUUCUCCCUCCCCGGACCUUCCCUUUACCACACCCGCCCCCAAGAAACCUGGGAAUCCCAGCAGAGCCCGGAGCUGGCUCAGCCCCAGGGUCUCACCACCUGCAUCCCCUGGCCCUUGAUACCUUUCUCCCAUGUAGACCCUGAUUUAUGGUGGUACUUGCUAGGACUUAAUUGGCUUUGGCAAAGCAAAAGGUUUUGAGUACAAGAUUACUAUUUUUGAUAAUAUAGUAGAGAUCUUCCAUGAAGAUAACAAGUCUCAAGGAAGUUAGGUUUGGCCAAGAUAAAGGCCAGGGAACCAGAAUUCCCAUCUGCCUUCAAAUUUUUUUUUUUUUUUUUUUAAGAGUCUUACUCUGUCACCUAGGCUGGAGUGCAGUGGCACAGUCUCUACUCACUGCAACCUCUGCCUCCUGGGUUCAAGCAAUUAUCUGCCUUAGCCUCCUGAGUAGCUGGGAUGACAGGUGCCUGCCACCACACCUGGCUAAUUUUUUGUGUUUUUAGUAGAGAUGGGGUUUCAUCAUAUUGGCCAGGCUGGUCUUUAACUCCUGACCUCGUGAUCCACCCAUCUUGGCCUCCCAAAGUCCUGGGAUUACAGGAAUGAGCCACCGUACCCAGCCAAGACUCUAUCUGUUCCCAUUUCUAAGCAGUGCCCCAAGAUGUUGUUACAGGGCCUAAGGGGCAAAUAUCCUCUAAAGAGUACCUACCAGCAGGGUGUGGUGGCUCCCGCCUGUAAUCCCAGCACUCUGGGAGGCCGAGGCAGGUGGAUCAUGAGGUCGAGUUUGAGACCAGCCUGGCCAAUACGGUGAAACCCCAUCUCUACUAAAAAUGCAGUUAGCCGGGCAUGGUAGCGCAGGCCUGUAGUCCCAGCUACUCAGGAGGCUGAGGCAGUAGAAUCAUUUGAACCAGGGAGGCAGAGGUUGCAGUGAGCCGAGACUGCGUGGCUGCACUCUGGCCUGGGUGACAGUGUGAGACUCUUUGCCUCAAAAAAAAAAAAAAAAAGUACCUACCUCAGGUAGGGACUGAAUAAACACGUGUAAGGCACUUUGGAAAAGUA
Molecule: messenger RNA, 1994 nt
Organism: Gorilla gorilla gorilla (western lowland gorilla)
Lineage: Eukaryota; Metazoa; Chordata; Mammalia; Primates; Hominidae
Gene: MMACHC
Product: metabolism of cobalamin associated C
Exons: 4
Coding region: 214-1062 (282 amino acids)
Biological process (GO): cobalamin metabolic process
Cellular component (GO): cytoplasm
Molecular function (GO): FAD binding; cyanocobalamin reductase (cyanide-eliminating) (NADP+) activity; demethylase activity
Source: RefSeq, a predicted model, not a curated record